This is a messenger RNA of Trypanosoma cruzi, 3000 nucleotides long. RefSeq lists its product as uncharacterized. NCBI's taxonomy places the organism in Eukaryota, Euglenozoa, Kinetoplastea, Trypanosomatida, Trypanosomatidae. The record is from RefSeq and is a predicted model, not a curated record. The transcript has a single exon. Bases 1 to 3000 code for a protein of 999 amino acids.
AUGACAGAAUUGCGGCGUAUCACUACAACGCACGUGGAUUGGGCUUCUUUCGCUUGUGGCAACAUCUUGGCUAUUUCUACAGGGCGAAACCGACGCCGUAGUAUUCGUGACAGCAGGGUGCUUCUAAUCUCUGCCAGCGGCACAGUGUUGGCGGAUGUAAAACUCACGGAUGGCAUUGGGGACGUGAUGGAUGCAGCGGCGGACAAUUCGGCAAAUGUGGUGGUCUGCUGCGCAUGUCGUGGGUCCGGCCGAAAUCAGAGGACGGCACUUGUGUUCAUCUCAGGUUCACAGGUGUUGACGGUGCAUGAAUUGCCUCCCGUGAAGAAGAGUGUGGAGGCACCACGCCACAGUGUGAUUUGCCUUCGUGUGGGAACUCAGGAUGUUGCUGUUUAUUCUCUUGGAACGGGUGAAUUAUUUGUAUGCGUUCGUGAUGGCGCCGAGCAUAUGGUGCAUAAUACGCUGUGGGACUUUGAAGACGCCCGCGUGAUGCGUGUGGUUCGUGGUCGCCAUUCUUUGGAGGUGCUUGCUCUACUGGACGACGGCAGCGUGGCGUUGGUUGAGGUGCGUGAGGAUGAGGAUGGGUUUCUGGAGGGGUGUUGCCGUCAUCACCUGCAGCUUUCGUCAACUGCCGUUCCGACACAAGCCGUUUUUGCGUGUGGAUUGACUUUGUGGGUACUGUGUGACGAUCUCUCAUUAUUCGGGUAUUGGUUUCAACCGCCUGUCUCUGGGGAAGACCCCGAACCAGUGCGUUUUUUCAGCGAGCAGUUGUUUCCCCCAGAGGAGACGGAGAAUUCGGUGAGGGCACUUAUGGCUGGUGAGACUCGCACAUGUGGGGUUCACAUUCUUUUCCAAACCCCAAAGGCGGUUCAUUUUAGAACCCUUGCGGUGCAUAUCCCCAACGGGCCGUACCAGUUACCAUCCCCAGCCACCGAGUGGUCAAACGGCGUGCUUCUCUGGAGUGGAUACAUCCACAGUUUCCUGUUUAGGCAAUGUGGGUAUGAGUUGCUUGUUCAGAGCGAGUUGGGUGGGUCUCCACUGAGCAUGAUGUCGUUGAGGCAGAACUCAAGUAUUCUUACUUUUGGGGAAUUACAAACUCGACUGCUGAGUCAUCAAGUCGUCCGUGCUGCACCACUGGAGCUCGCGGGGCUGCGGGAGAAAUGCGAAUUGGGUGUACAAGAGCUUGAAUCAGUGGCCGCUAACGUGUCUGAUUUAUACGCCACAGAGAAGGCACUUUCCCAGUUGCUUCACUUGCAGCACGCUUUGGUGGCCACCCUCCACCGCGAACGUGAGCUUAACAAUGAGGUGCAAUCAUCUCAAAGCGUAUCCAUGCAUCUUAUUAAACGACUUCACAUUGUUUACAUCCAUCUGUCCAUUUAUCGACUCCUGUGCUCCACGGGGUUUGAGGACAAGCUUGACGUUUCACUCCGUGAGGCACUUAGACUAGAGGAGGCACGACAUGCUUCUUGCGUGUGCCAGGCAGAUUUGCGCGCUCGGUUUGAGCAGGAGAUGGAUUUGACGUCUGUUUCAACCAUGGGGACACUGAGCAUGUGGGGGUCUCCUGACACAGCACCAGUCAUGUGCAUUGAUGUCAUCCUCUCGCAGCUGAGCUGCUCAGAUCUCUGUUCGUUGAGGAGCGUUGUUCAGCAGACGACGACGAUGGUUCCAGCGGUGGCUCUUCUUGUGCUUUACUGCAACCAUGCAAAGAAACAGCAAGAAGGGGAACAGCGGCAGGCGGAGGAGAAGGGGUCGACGGCGGUACGGUAUGAGUUUGCUCAACGUGACUCUGUUCGUGGGGAAUUUUUAGAAACCUUCUGUCUGCCGCUCACCAUGGACUUCUGGGCCUACUUGUCGUUUGUGGCGGAUCAUUGCCUGAAUCCUGUCGAUGUUGGCGCUGCGUACGGUGCUGGGUGUCCGCCGCUGAUGGACCUUGUUCCUGGCCUCAUUAACGGGUUGACGUACAGUGGAGCGUAUGAGUUGGUAUUUCAGUUGACUGGAAUUGUGCUCACGCUUUCCAGUACCAGGGAGAUGGAUCCAUCGGUGGCUGUGAAACUUCUCUUUUUGGCAUACAGGCGUGGCAACUCCAAGGUGCUGGAGGCGUUGUACCGGCGGUCCCGCGGCACGGUCUGGGGGAAUGCAGCGACCCACGCCCUUGGUUUGGCGGCAUUGCAGACGGAAAGCGUGAAGCUGCUGAGCGGACUCAUUACACCACAGACCCCAGAGGAGACCGUUGUUGAGUCUAUUCUCCGGCGUUGCCCAAACCCCUCCAUGUCGAACGUGCUGCUGAUGGAAUUCUACAUCCUUAUGCGGCGCUAUGCGGACGCACUGAAGAUGUGUGAGAAGACUGUGUCUUGCCAUUCGAUAGACGCUCAGCGUGUGCAGGUGAUUGCGUCACACUUGCGUAGUCUUAUGCCAAACGGCAACGCAUCGUACGGUCUUUUCAGGGGCCUUGACGGCGGGGAAAAUGUGCUUCCGCCAGGUCCCGACGCCUAUCAUUCCCGUUCUUCACUUCGUCGUGAGCUGCCGCCGUUGAUCCCUUUUUACUCCGCUGCCGUCUCUGGUGACCCGCUGAGGAGCGAGGAACAGGAGCUUGAAGAAGACGUUGCCCGCACAGUGGCUCACAUUUCUUCGUGGCGACAUGACAAGAGUCCAUUAGACGCAUUCGGGGGCAGUGUGCGGCGCGGCGUGACUGCGAUGAAAUUCACGCCCACACCAGUGGCCUCCCUGGGCAUUUUUCAUGACGGGGCGCGUAGCGUCUCCCUUCCUGGCAGAAGCCUCACCCCACAACAGCAGCAGUUGCCGUCAGAGCCAUCCAUGUCGGUAAGGAGUGGCGCAGAGGGUCAUAGUACGAUGGGCGCAUCAUCAACAACGCUGCCACCACGCGCCGUUGCCGCCGUAUCGCAGGAGUACGAGCCGCUUUACUGCGAGGUCAUUCUUAAGCGUAGCAAAAAGCCGUGCCGGCGGGAGCGACCGUGCAAAUACCACGAUAAUGUGCGCAAGUGA